AUGACUUCCACACGACGAAAUGCCCAGCCUCUUCCUUGUGAACCUUGUCGCAAGGCCAAGGUCCGCUGCGACAACACCAUCCCGCAAUGCCAGAACUGUACGCGUCGUGGCAAGGGGGACAAUUGUGUCUAUCUCUCGGCCCCAGUUACUCGGACGUGGUACUCAGACAAUGCCCCCUCGCCCACCGCAUCUCCCCGUCCCCAACCCCGCCCGGACUCGGCCCUUCAGAGUGGGCCUUCGCCCAGCGGCGAUGAGAAGCUAUCCGUCGAUUUCACCAACAACUCGGCCGUUUUUAGCGACAUUGGAGACCAAUUCAAACGGUCCCUGGUCAUCGAUGCUCCCACGGCGGCUCGGCCCGAUCCGAAGCAAAUACAACUCGGAGCCCGACUGCUGGCGUUGUUGUUCGACAACUUCCCGCUCUACGAGCGACUGGCUGAGACGUCGGUCGAGGUGUGGCCAGAGGGAUGCGUCCUGGGCCACCGUCUGAUUAGCGGCAUGUUUGAGGCUUUGGACGACUUGCACGGAGCGCUGACUUCAGAUCCGAACAACACGAAGGACCUGCAGUCCAGCCUGCUUCGCUGGUCCCAGAAGAUUUUCGACGACAGCUCCAAACCCCUCGCUGUUCACCCCGCCAUGUCCCCGGAGGACUACAUCCGCCGUAUCUCCGGGAGGUGGGAGGGUAUUGGACUGGUCUUUACCGUCGUGGGCCAAGGUGCCAUGCUUGAACGCGACUGGAGAUCGGUCCGUGCGAAUGAUGGAAGCGUACCAAGGGACCAGAAGUCUCUCGCGGCUCAAGCGAUCAGUGGAAGCGAUGCCUGCCUCCAGUUCUGCGAUCUCUCCAGCGCGGUGAACGACUCCCUGGGUUGGUUGCUUUUUCAACACAUUCACCUUCUGACCUUGGUCUCUGGCGAGAAUGAUCCUCGAGCGUGGAGAAGGCUAGCCGAUCUAUCGACAACGGUCUUUACACUCAGUCACAACCCGCCCGAAGACAAACGCAUCCCUUUCUUUUUGCUUGAAUUGCGUAAGCGACUAAUUGCAGGAGCAUACAGCAUCGACAAGCAGCUGGCAACAUUCCUGGGACGGCCUCCUCAGAUUAGCUGGCGCUACUACGAUGUACAGUUCCCCCUGGACUUGAGCUACGAUGAAAUUUUGGCGGAGCCAAAGGUCCGCGAGGCGGCCAUCAGCCAGCUUGAUAAAACUGGCUGGAACACUCAAGGCAUCGUUGGACAGGCGGCGUGGAUGCGCAUUGCCCUUCUCAUUGGCUCUACAAGAGAACAGAUCCUCGAGCUGUCUCUCAGUCGUCGUAUUGAGGAGUUGCCACGCAAAGUCCAGGAGGUGUCGCAACAGUCUCACAAGACAUGGAAUGACCUACCAGGCUUCCUUCGCUGGCGUCCUGGUGACUCGGACUCGAAUGACAGCAGUGUCCUUGUUCCGUUGUAUCUCAACUUUCUCUACAAUGACUUUCUCCUCUACCGUGUGCUUGUCCGACGGUCGCAAUCCGGAUCCGAGGGUCUAAUCAGUGUGUCACAGAACAUACUCGGCACGAUUCUCGAGCUGAUCGGCAAGGAGAUCGGGUCGAGAACAGGUACCUACAAUGUUGGAUGGAAUGCCUCUUCUUUUGGAAUUCCGGCGGCCGGCGUCUUGGCAAUCGAGCUGCUAUGCCAGUCCGAGUCCCAGUCACAACUCCCUCCGAGCACCUUCCGGCGAUCGGAGGUCAUCCAGAAACUGACCGUCUUCGCUUCGCACCUGCAGUACGUUGUUCGUCCGCAUGACGGGAUGUAUGACGUCUGCCAGCGGGCGCGAAAGGUCAUCUCCAAUAUCCUGGAUCGCAUCCUGACGGUCAAUCCUCCUCCUUUGCCUGCAUCCCUGCCGGCCGAUGUACUGGCGACCAAUUGGUUGAAUGGAGAGACGGUUGUCUUGGAUGACGGGACCGACCUUUUCCGGUGGCUGGACGGCCACUACUCCGACGCCUCCCGACGGGGAUCAUGGGCUUGA
Molecule: messenger RNA, 1995 nt
Organism: Aspergillus sclerotioniger CBS 115572
Lineage: Eukaryota; Fungi; Ascomycota; Eurotiomycetes; Eurotiales; Aspergillaceae
Product: putative C6 transcription factor
Exons: 4
Coding region: 1-1995 (664 amino acids)
Biological process (GO): regulation of DNA-templated transcription; DNA-templated transcription
Cellular component (GO): nucleus
Molecular function (GO): DNA-binding transcription factor activity, RNA polymerase II-specific; zinc ion binding; DNA binding
Source: RefSeq, a predicted model, not a curated record